Cetraspora pellucida is the source of this 440-nucleotide messenger RNA. Lineage: Eukaryota; Fungi; Glomeromycota; Glomeromycetes; Diversisporales; Gigasporaceae. The record is from the annotation of a GenBank genome assembly.
GUCAAUAUCGAGAAUUACAUUGGUUUAUACAAUGUAAAUACAAAAAUGGAAAUUAUGAAAUCUAUAUAUCAGAAAUCAGAGAAUUUUUAAAUACCACAAAAAGAAAAACAAAUUACCAUAUUGCAUUUUUUGUUUCUAAUGUAAAAUUAACUAAUUAUGCAAUUAAUGAAUUGGAAAAUUAUACUGGUGAUAAAGAUAAAAUUUGUAUUUGUUUGAUUCAAGAUUUUAUUCCAAAAGUUCAUGAAUAUGAAAAAAUGCUUGUAAAUAAUAAGAUUAAAUUAGAACAAAAAAAAACUAAAUGCUUAGAAUACGAAAUAGAAAAUAGAAUCUUAAAAAAUUAUAAUGAAAAAUUAGAAAAUACAAUUAAAGAACUAGAAAAAAAACUUGAUGAUAUUAAAAAUCAAAAUAAUUUAAUUUUAGAAAUUUUAACUAAAAAAUAA